AAAAUUCUCCAACGACCUAGCGUUCAUGUCACUUUUACUUGAGUGUAAAAUGGCAGUUGUCUAGUGUCUCAGUUCCCGUUCGUUUAUACAUGUAUCAAUAUACAUAUAUAUGUAAAAAAAAAUAAAUAGCCGCUGGUUAAAAAGUAUAUUUACAAUAUAUACAGACAUUAUUUAAUAAUUAUUUAUUAUUUUGUUAAAUUACUACCAUACUGUAGUAAUUAAGCGAUGUUUUAUUUACAUUAAUAUUUAUUUUAUAAAUACAUGGGAGUGAUGGACUGUCUUAGUGUUGUAUUUAAUUAAAAUUCAAUAAUGGCACCUCGUCGCGCAGAAGAGUGUCCUUUGAAACGAGUUGCUGCUCCAGGAUGUCGUUUACCAGCACGAUUACCUCCCGGUGAAAUUUUGACUGAUAUUACACAAAAAAAAUGGAAAUUAGGCCCACGAUUAGGCUGUGGUGGUUUCGGUGAUAUUUAUCUCGCAUCGGAUGAUGUUAAUAAGACUGUUGGACAAGAUGCCAAAUAUGUCAUUAAAAUUGAACCUCAUCACAAUGGCCCCCUUUUUGUAGAAAUGAAUUUUUAUAUUAGAGUCGCUCGUCAAUAUAUGAUUGACGACUACUGUCAAUCACAAAAAAUAAGUCGAAUAGGAAUACCAGCAUACGAAGGAUCAGGAUCUCAUGUGUGGAAGGGCGAGCGAUUUAGGUUUCUUGUAAUGCCACGUUAUGGAAUUGAUAUAGGAAAAUUAUUUUUAUCUAAUGGACGUAAAUUACCCACAAAACUUGUCAACAAUCUUGCCAUCCAGAUGCUAGACGCACUGGAGUAUAUCCACAGUCACGGUUAUGCUCAUGCAGACGUCAAGGGAUCAAAUAUCGUGUUAGAAUUGAACGGGCAAAAUAUAUCGGGUAAUCCUAGAGCGUACUUAGUUGAUUUCGGUUUAGCUUAUCGAUUUAAAACAGCAGCAGGCAUUCACAAGCCCUUUGUUCACGACGAAAGACGUGCACAUGAAGGGACUCUUGAAUUUACAUCUCGUGAUGCUCAUCAUGGUACACAUUCAAGGAGAGGAGAUAUGGAGACUUUAGGGUACAAUAUAUUGCAAUGGUUGUGCGGUAAAUUACCUUGGGAAAAAGAAGAAGGUGGUAUGAGAGCAUCCUGUAAUCCAGAAGAAGUUCAUGCACAAAAAGAAACACUUUUAUCAGAUAUUCCACUUUUUAUGCAAAAAUGUUUUCCUGAGCAUAAGAAACCACCAGCUGCGAUAAUGGCAUAUAUGAAGUACAUUGCAUCAUUGGACUUCGAGGCAAAACCAAAUUAUUCAUAUUUACGUGGUUUAUUUAAUCGUGGUGGUAAAAUAGAACGCACAUUACAGUCGUCAGUACGCCGUAAAAGAGUUUCUGAUGAAAAUAAUUCAUGUGAAAGGCCCAUAAAAAUGCCAUACUUGAGAGAACGAAGACCUUGCAAGCCGGUUAAUGGCGAAGGAAGAAUAACAAGAAAUACUCAGGUCACUGUUGAUGUUGAAGAAUUUUGUUGGGAAGAAGUCUUAGCUCGUCAUCCUGAUAAACUUGCUAAAGUUAUUGUUCAGCCAACUAUUUCACCUUUGACACCACCACCAUCGCCACCACCUCAAUUAUUACCGUCACCACCGUCUUUACCAACUUACGCUAUGCUCCAUGUCCUCCAACGUAUUAAAGACCGACAAUCUGGAGUAUUGAAACAAAAACCUAAAUCUUAUGACCAUGAAUUAAAAGUUAAGUGGAUGACACCAGCGAUGGAAGAAGUCGCCAAGUUAAAAAGAAAUAAACAAUCCAAUAAUGCUAAAUUCACGACAAUGUCUCCGCGUUUGACUCGCUCGCGUGUGGCACAGCAGAAACGUAAGUGAUUAAAAUAUUAUUAAUCAUCUUCAUGUUACAACUAAUGAGGCAAAUAAUAUAUUGGAAUCUACUUAAAUUAUCGUUAAUGUAAACUUAAGAAAUCAUCAGAAAAAAUAAUAAAAUAAAAAAACAAUGAUCGCAAUACUCAAAAAAAAUAAAUUUAAAUAAAACGUAGACAUCGAUCGGUUUGAUUAUGAAAUUCGUUUUAAUAAUUGAGUUUUGUAAAUUUAAUUUAUAAUUAAGUUUUCAAAUAAAAUUUAUUUUUUAGUAUUGCUAGUAUUACUGUAUAGUUAAAUUACUUAAUUAAUUAAUUAAACGAUAAAUUAAUUAAUUUGUUAAGUGAAAAAUAAUUAUAAAAGGUUGUCGUUCUGUAAAAGUUUAAAAAAAAAAUGCUUCUCUCAAAAGUCACGCCUGGGACAAACGUCCCGCCAAUUUUUAUAAGACUGUAUUAUCUCCAUUUGUUUAUUAUAAUUACUAAUGUUAAUUUUAUUAUAAUUGUAAUUAAUACUUAUUAAUUAAUUCAUUAAAUCUUGUAUAUAUUAAAAAGAACAAAAGAAAAUUAUUAUAAAUUUGCCAAAUGUAAACGAAAUGGGAAAUAAUAUUGAACAAAAUAAUCUGAUAAUUAAAUUCUUCCAUGUGAAAGUAAACUACACUAAUCGUGAAAUAUUUAAUUUAAUUAUUAAUUAACAUCUU
Molecule: messenger RNA, 2551 nt
Organism: Microplitis mediator
Lineage: Eukaryota; Metazoa; Arthropoda; Insecta; Hymenoptera; Braconidae
Product: serine/threonine-protein kinase VRK1-like
Exons: 8
Coding region: 310-1866 (518 amino acids)
Biological process (GO): peptidyl-serine phosphorylation; signal transduction
Cellular component (GO): cytoplasm; nucleus
Molecular function (GO): ATP binding; protein serine/threonine kinase activity
Source: RefSeq, a predicted model, not a curated record